AUGAGUCCAAACAUAGAUGUCAGUCAACUGCAGGUUUUCACUGGGAAUCAAGCGAAGAGAUCAAACAAUAUUGCUCCUAGUGGCACAAAAUUCGCUACUACAUCAUUCGACAAGACGACGCGGUUCUUUGACCUGACCACGUUCGAACCGAUCGGCGAACCACUCGACCACCCUCAUGUUGUCUGGGGUGUAGCUUUUUCCGAGGACAGCCAGCUCAUCGUGACUGGCUGUUGGGACAAUCUCUCCGCACUGAAAAAGACCAUCCCGGGCCCAAAGCCUCGACGAGAACGCGCGGGACUCUCACAGGGGUUCUUUGAUGAUUUUGAUGCGCGGUCCACACCUCGACGCAACAACCGCUCCGUUCCCACUGGCUCCCGCAUCCAGAAAACCAUGAACCGUCUCUUGUUUCGCUCCCCUGCUCCUCAGGACCAUAAUCCCCAUCCCCGCAGGAUCCCCGUUGUGGAUGUCUUCGCAACACGAGCGCACCGCCAAUGCACGAGCGGGAAAAGGCACUUGUUACAACCACCGCGUCUCCUCGCCGGGAAAGCCCAGACUUCUAACGCUGGUGCCCCAAACAGCAGCGUGCCACCAGCGGAGCUACCCUCAGCCGCCUUUCAGAUCGGAGGUGCCGGUGCUUCUGCUGCUACUAACAGACCCCCUUCCCUGGUUGAUGUCGAACGUGGUACAGAGAUCAGCUGCCUGGCGCUCCUCCUCAGGUACUUCUCUCGCUUCUCAGAAACCCGAAAACACAUCCUGCUGCUUCCCGCACCAGCUAGGCCUUCAUGUCCAUUCCGAGACUGAUUUCCUGGAAAUCGUUUCGCUUUAACCGCGUAUCAUCCCAUAUAUUCAGAGGUAGUAAAUUUUCGAUGUUGCACCAUUCUCCCGACACACCCUGUGACUAGUUUGCAUCCUAUGAUUGACACGUCUUAAUUUUCUCCGCCCGUCUUGUUUUUGGAGGUGGACCGUCCGUUCGCAACCUACAAUAUACGGGGCAUACUCGGUCGUGCUUGUCGACUCCACACCAUGCGGUGAGUCGGGUAUAUGAACUGUAACAUUAAUUUGUGUUGAGGACAUGGAAUGCGGGGAAUUGCGUGUCCUCGUAAGACUUAUUGAACAAACUUGUAUGGCGAGCAAUUUGCAGUGGUUCACUGAGCCCGGUAGACUAUGAGAUACUAGCACGAUAUAAUAGCAUUAGACACAAAUUACAUUAUAACACAAAAGAUAG
Suillus paluster is the source of this 1225-nucleotide messenger RNA. RefSeq lists its product as uncharacterized. The transcript has 5 exons. The record is from RefSeq and is a predicted model, not a curated record. Bases 1 to 801 code for a protein of 266 amino acids. Lineage: Eukaryota; Fungi; Basidiomycota; Agaricomycetes; Boletales; Suillaceae. Gene Ontology annotation, molecular function: protein binding.